This is a messenger RNA of Dendrobium catenatum, 2059 nucleotides long. Its product is annotated as LEAF RUST 10 DISEASE-RESISTANCE LOCUS RECEPTOR-LIKE PROTEIN KINASE-like 2.5. Lineage: Eukaryota; Viridiplantae; Streptophyta; Magnoliopsida; Asparagales; Orchidaceae. Gene Ontology annotation, biological process: protein phosphorylation. The coding region runs from base 54 to 2018 and encodes 654 amino acids. The transcript is spliced from 3 exons. The record is from RefSeq and is a predicted model, not a curated record. Gene Ontology annotation, molecular function: polysaccharide binding; ATP binding; protein kinase activity.
AGAUGUAGAAACCUUUUCACUUGAAUGAGGAAAAAAUAAGGGAAGCUUAGAGCAUGCCAUCGUCUUUCAAGUUGUUUUUCUUCUUGAUUUUCCUCUCUUACAUAGAAAUAAUCUUGAGCCAUGGCAGAGGAAGUUGCUCAUCAUCUUGUGGAAACCUCCAAAACAUCAGGUAUCCUUUCCACCUUAGAGGUGAUCCAACUGAAUGUGGUGGUCCUGAUUUUGAACUGAAUUGUGAAGGAAACAAUACAAUAUUAGAGAUCCACCGAAAAAAGUUUUAUGUCAUAGAUAUAUCAUACCGUGAUUCUGAAAUCAUGCUUGUUGAUGUUGGUUUGGCAAAGGGAAAUUGUGUUAAUCUUCCAGAAAGAUCAGUUGAUCCUGAUGAUUAUCUCGGAGUGUUUCGGUUUGGGCGUGCUUAUAUAGGUCAGGCCACAUUCAUUAACUGCUCAGUAAAGAUCGAUGAUCCAAGUUUUAAGAUUGUGCCUUGUCUCAGCAAGAAUAACUCACAAAUUUUUUAUGUAUUAUUUGAAACUUUAUCAGUUGGAGACCUCCCAGUAAAUUGCCAUUUUCUAUAUACAGUUCCCCUGAAUGAUAAUAGGCUUCAUCAUAGUAUUUUUGAUCAACUUAAACUAGGUUUUAGGAUAAAUUGGAAUCCUCUUAUCAAUUCAACAGCAGACGCCAUUCACAAUUGUGCAAAAAUUAUGGGGAAUCUCGUUUUUAUUGAUGGUCAAUCAACUGAAUCCUAUAAAGAAGAGAUGGGCAUUACCUUAUAUGAUUUGAUAUCUCCUUUUCGUUUUGAAAUUGAUUUCUUGGCAUGUCUCCAUAAAGAGCAGUACAAGAAUUCAAUAUUAACGUACUAUGCAGCAGCAGUAAUUUUUUUAGUAUUGGACAUAACACUCCUAAUACUAGUUUUAUUAAUAAUUGGAAGAUUUCUAUUUGCACCAUUAUGUGUCCUUUCAUUCCUUGCGUACAACUUAUUCAAGCUUUCGGUACCUGUUGAUAUUAUUGAGAGGUUCCUACAAAAUCAAAAAGCUCUCUCACCAUCAAGAUAUUCAUACAAUGAUAUCAUAACAAUUACAAGCAACUUUAAAGAGAAGUUAGGACAAGGAGGCUUUGGGUCCGUCUAUAAAGGAAGGCUCCCUGGUGGUUAUUUGGUUGCUGUGAAGAUGUUGGGAAAAUCCAUGGGUGAUGGAGAGGAUUUUAUUAAUGAAGUAUCUACAAUCGGUAGGAUUCAUCAUGUAAAUGUAGUGCAACUUGUUGGAUUUUGUGCUGAAGGCUCUUAUAGAGCUCUAGUUUAUGAGUACAUGGCUAAUGGGUCUCUUGAUAAAUACAUUUUUUCUUCAAACAAGAAAAAUAGAAUCCUUAAUAUGGACAAGCUUCUUGAGAUUGCCCUGUCUGUGGCCAAGGGACUUCAUUACUUACACCAGGGGUGUAAUAUGGGGAUUCUUCAUUUUGACAUCAAACCUCAUAAUAUCCUUCUUGAUCAUAAAUUCACACCAAAGAUCUCUGAUUUUGGCUUAGCAAAGUUGCACCCUAAGGACCAUAGUCUGGUCUUCAUGAGUGCUGCUAGAGGAACAAUUGGAUAUAUUGCACCAGAAUUAAUAUCAAGAAGUUUUGGGACUAUUUCUCAUAAAUCAGAUGUAUAUAGCUUUGGCAUGCUUCUAAUGGACAUGGCUGGUGGGCGUAGGCAUAAUGACCUGAAAGCAGAAAAUUCUAGUCAAGUUUACUAUCCUUCAUGGAUUUAUGAUAAGCUACAAAAGACGGAGUUGUCUGAGAACUUUGAAAUUUUUGAGAUUGAUGAUUUAGAGAUGAAGCUAUGCAAGGUGGGGUUGUGUUGCAUUCAGACAAGACCUGUAGAUCGCCCUUCCAUGAUCAAUGUUGUGGAGAUGCUGGAAGCUGAUGUGAAUUCCUUACAAAUGCCACCAAAGCCUUUCUUUUCUUCUUCACAUUCAAUGUCUCAAAGAAACAUUUGUAUGGAUUACUCUGUACAUGAGCUUCCAAUAAUUUUAGAGAACUUGUAAGCCAUGCAAAAGAUAUAACACUAAUAGAAAAAUUCAUUUAA